Messenger RNA from Sclerotinia trifoliorum, 1870 nucleotides. The record is from the annotation of a GenBank genome assembly. Lineage: Eukaryota; Fungi; Ascomycota; Leotiomycetes; Helotiales; Sclerotiniaceae.
ACAUCUUCGGCCUUUUGUUUUCAUCCCAUAUCCCUCUCACUAACACCAUCCAGCCAUCAUCCUCUCCGCUGCCAUCCUUGCCAGCCUCUCCAUUUACUGGGGUGCCAUCUUUCACGUAGAGCAAAACCUCUCCUCAUUAGUAGUAUGGGUAGUAGAUUUCGAUGCAAUGGGAGUGGAUUUGUAGAUCGUUUGAUUGUGGUUUGAUGAUAGGAGACUUUUGAGGUGAAGAAGAUUUGGACGUUUAUAUGAGUUAAACGUUCACAUGAUGUUGAACUCUGAACCACUCGAUCAUUGAUUUUUCUGGGACAGAGUUUUGUUGGAAUAGUUAAAGAACUUACUAUGCAAAGCUUGAAUCGCAACCAGACUACGAUGUGUACUAUUGAUCAUGAGCAAUUUUGACUCUAUUGAGCAUUCGACAUAUUUCUAUACAGAGCUCAUGAAAACACUCCUUCAUACUAACACACUAUUAGGCAGUAAUAAUCAACGCAAAUGCAACGGCACUUCUUCAAGAUGCAGUCCAGAACGGAAAUACUACCUUUGAUCCCCUCGUCAUCGCACAAAUAAUCUAUGUAGAAGCUAGAGAUGAAACCACUCACUCCAACUACAUCACACCACAACUACUUCAAUUCCAAUCAACUGUCACUAGCAUGUUUGGUCAACAAUGGACUUCACAAAUUCUUGAACAGGCCGUAACAGAUACUUCCAUACUGACGAAUAUACGAAAUAAUCCUCAAGCAAUCUCACCUGCUAUUGGCUUUUCAACAUUUAAUCCAAGGCCCUUUGCACCACCUGUCGCUACAUUAGCUGUCAGCAUUGGUCUCAUUUAUUUAAUAAUAAUCUCCUUCUUCUCAUUCUCAUUUUAUCUUCCUGUUCAUACAAAGUAUAUCACACCUGAAGGACAUCCUCCUAUGCAUUUCUCUCAAUUGAUUAUUUGGCGCUGGUUAGCAAAUAUAGUCGCUUAUUUCUUCCUCUCACUCUUCUAUUCUUUAAUCUCUCUCGCAUUCCAAAUUCCCUUCUCAUCAGGACAUAAGAGUAUAACAAUGGUUGAGAAUCACGCUACAGCUUAUGGAAAGGGUACCUUUGUAGUAUUCUGGAUACUAAAUUGGGUUGGUAUGGCAGCAUUAGGAAUCGCAUGUGAGAAUGUUACUAUGAUUAUCGGACAGCCAUGGACGGCUCUUUGGUUGGUCUUUUCGGUUACUACAAAUGUUUCUACAAGUUUUUAUUUGAUUGACUUGGCACCGAGAGUCUUUAAUUGGGGAUAUGCAUGGCCAUUGCAUAAUAGUACGUCUUCUAUCAUCAGAUAUGUACACAGAGCUAAUGAAAUAAUAGUCGUCAAGGCCAGUAGACAAAUACUUUUCGAUCUUCACUCAAGAAUAGGCUUGAAUUUUGGUGUGUUAUUCGCUUGGGUUGCGGUCAGUAGUGUAUUAUUUCCGUUUUGUUGUUAUUUCAUGAGGUGGAAUACGUUGAAAGGACAACAAAAGGCGAUGGAUAAGAGGGAGAAUGCUAAAGAGGAUUUGGAAGUGAAAGAUGCGGUGGAAGCUUGAAGGGUGUUUAUUGUAAGAUUUGGAUGGAUUGGAAUGUAGGAGUUGUAAGGUUUGUUUAGAUGUUGAAGAUUGUUGAGGGUUACUUAGACGAAUGGAAGAAUAGAGCAGGCGUAGAAAAGAUAUCGAGGGGUUAGAAUAUAAUGAGGGGUCUUCUAUAUAUAGAUCAGAUGGAAUUAUACUUACUACUUGCCGUAUAUAUAUAUAAAAUAAUAAUACAAAUGGAAUAUUCAAAAGAUAAAAUGUGAGAUUCCCGUAGCAAAUGGUUAUACAUAUCAACGCCUAUUUCUACGUCAAUUUUUGGUCUCGAGGGGAAGUAGAGUGAACUA